CUUCGCAUGUUUGGCUUGAAAUCUUCACUAUAAAAUGAAAGAAUAGAAGCUCAUGAUCUCAAAACACCAAGAAAUUCGACCCAAAAGAGAAGAAAGAACAAGAAACAAAACAUGGGUGGUGAAGAAACAAAAGGUGUAGCUGAUGCAAUCGACGUCCCACACCAAACGGAGGAGAUGGGGAGUGCCGAAGCUGUCCGUUCGAUGGGUGGGAACACAUUAGUGAAAGUAGUAAUCGGUGAGAAAGUGAAAGAAGCGGUCCCCACCAAAGAAGAGAAAUGUGACACCCAAGUGGAGCCUCAGCCACAGGAAGGUGUGGCCCAGAUUGAGAAAGAAGAUAAUGAUCAGAGGUUCGGCAGCCAACCGACGGUUACGCUGAAUUCUGGUAGGAAGAUACCGUUAUUGGGGACGGGAACAGCAUCCUUCCCUAUACCGCCAAUCGAAGAUCUAAAGAAUGCGAUUCUUGAUGCUAUGGAAGUUGGGUACCGCCACUUCGACUCUGCGGCCCUCUAUCAGAGUGAAGAAGGGCUUGGAGUGGCCAUAGCUGAGGCCCUUGAAAAGGGCCUCAUCAAGAGCCGAGAUGAGCUCUUCAUCACCACUAAGCUCUGGUGUAACAACGCAUGCCCAGAGCGUGUGCUGCCGGCUAUCCGUGAAUCGCUCAGGAAGCUAAAGUUGGAGUACGUGGAUUUGUACUUGAUUCAUUUCCCAGUGAGAUUGAAGGAAGGGAUAUUGGACACGACAUGUGAGAAGGAUGAUAUCCUUCCCCUUGAUAUGAAAUCCACAUGGGAAGCCAUGGAAGAGGUCCAUAAGCUAGGCCUUGCAAAGUCCAUUGGAGUCAGCAACUUCACUUGCAAGAAGCUUACAGAUCUACUGGCCCACGCUAAGAUCCCUCCUGCUGUCAAUCAGGUGGAGAUGCACCCAGUUUGGCAGCAGAAGAAACUGAGGGACUUCUGCUCCGACAAGGGCAUCCAUGUGAGUGCGUACUCACCUCUAGGAGCCAAAGAGUGGGGUUUUGAUGUCGUUCUCGGCAAUGCAUUGAUCAACGACAUUGCUCAUGCCAAAGGAAAAAGCGUCGCCCAGAUUGCAUUGAGAUGGGGAUUCGAGCAAGGUGUGAGCUUGAUUCCGAAGAGCUUCAACAAGGGGAGGCUCAAACAGAACUUUGCGAUAUUGGACUGGCAGCUGACAGAGGAAGAGCUACAGAAAAUUGGAACAAUCCCACAGAAGAGGAUCGCAACGAUGCCAGAGUUCAUAUUUCCGGAUGGUAUGUUCAAGUCGCCUGAAGAGUUUUGGGAUGGAGAGAUGUGAGAUCUUCACUUGGGUUUUCUAUACAGACUUGGUGGCACAAUAAACAGAAAUAAGCAACCUUAUUAAGGAAAUGCAAGCCCAAAUUCCUGAAGUGAUUGUACUGUUUUAAUGUGUUUUUUCCUUGAAGUGAUUGUACUGUUUUAGUGUGUUUUAGUGGAUUUAUCUUCCACAUCGUAAUGCGUUUUUGUUGUAUUGCAUUUUCCAUUGUUUGGCUGAGUUUUCAAUCUUCUCACUGGGUUGCCUUC
Magnolia sinica is the source of this 1547-nucleotide messenger RNA. RefSeq names its product non-functional NADPH-dependent codeinone reductase 2-like. The transcript is spliced from 4 exons. The record is from RefSeq and is a predicted model, not a curated record. Gene Ontology annotation, cellular component: cytosol. Gene Ontology annotation, molecular function: aldose reductase (NADPH) activity. Lineage: Eukaryota; Viridiplantae; Streptophyta; Magnoliopsida; Magnoliales; Magnoliaceae. The coding region runs from base 112 to 1302 and encodes 396 amino acids.